AAAUAGAAAAAAAAACUAGAAAGUGACACGCUCUCUGACAGGGGUCCAUUUUACAUAGUGGAUGGAAUAGCAAUUUGUGUUAUUGUGUUAUUAUCCAAUUUUAUCGUGAACAAAAGUUCGCCAUUCAUAGUGCAUCCAACGGAACACAUUGCAAUCUGCUAGAAACGUUCUCAAGUGUGCGAAAAGAGUUCCGACAGCGACCGAUUCCGCAGCAAAAAGCAGCACCAAGCGACGACAGCAAAAAUUGCUCUCCGACCACGAAGGCGAAGACUUCCCCGGAAGACGACACAACCUGUGCAGAAUCGACCAUUUAUGGAUCUACCGAGGAACUUGCAUGACUGCUACUUCUUCUACUACUCGACAUGUAAGAAGGGAACGAAUUGCGAGUACCGCCACGAACCGGCGGCACUUGGCCACGAGGAAACCUGCAAACUGUGGCAAGAAGGGAAGUGCUACAAUCGCACCUGCACGAUGCGCCACAUGAAGAUCGAAAAGCCCCGUUCGGCAACGCCGUGCUUCUGGGAGGACCAACCGGGCGGCUGUCGUAAGCCACAUUGCGUGUUCCAGCACAAGGCACCGAAACCACAGGCCCCCGCAAGCCAUCCGGCCACAACGAGCAGCAUGAUGUCCCAGGUGGCGGCGGCCCAGGCUGCUACCGGUGGAACUGCGGCCACUACGGCCGGAACAACGCCCCACAUGAUGCACACGACUUCCCCGGCGGUCGUCCUGGACUACAACUAUGCUACCCUACUGCCCCGCAUCAUCUAAGGAAGUUAAAAGAGGAAACAGACGAGCGGAGCGGAGUUUUUUUUUUGUAAGGAACGGAUGAUCCGGAUCCCCGUUUUCUUUGCCUGUGGAGGGAGUAGACUCGCUUACGCCGCGCCGUUUGGAUCCCGUUAUGUUUUCUUCGCUUUUUUGGAACCGUUUCGAUUUGCUUGUCCAGCCCCUCCCCACCUUUUUGGAAGCACCAGCCCGAAAACGAAAAACUGUAAGUUAAUUUAUGAAAUUCUGCAACGAUAUGUGGGAACCGGAACACCAAAUGCAACACCCCUCGGAAGUGCAAUAGGAUUCGUCGUCGCGUUGAGCAGCAUUUGGAAUUAGGAGGAUUACGAUUUACGGAACGGAACCGGUACUGCAUUCACAAAAUCACGUUUGCAUCUAUUACGAUUAUUAUAACUGAUCGGCGUCAAAUCAGACCGGAUCAGGAGGCAUUCGUUGGAUUUCAGGGAAAUCUAAAAGUCCACCGCGUUAUAGGACUUCUAAUUGAUUCGUAGUUUUUGCCUCCUCAUGUCGUCUGACUUGGCGUUCGACCAUUCUUCAGUUUAGUUGUUUAGCUAUUAAUUGUUUUUCGAAGGAAGUGAUUAUAAAUCAAUAAUGGAACUAUCUUAUUAUAUCACGUAUCUUGUUAUAAAGCCCUAAUGCAUUAUUAUCCUUAUUUAUACAUAUACGCCUAAACGUAAUUGGUAGGGAGAAGCGAGGAUUUGGUUUUUCCUUUGAGUUUAACGCACUUUAAAUCGUAUUUUAUUCAAACAAACUUAUAUAGCCCUAGUGUAGAGAAAUUGCUAAAAAAAAUCUAGUGAAAAUAAUCGUCAUCAAAGCUCUAUAGUUGCGCCGAAUGAAGCAAAGGCUGUUUCUUAUCUGUUAGUUUUGGAAUAGCCACGCGUGUUCUGAAAUCAUUUCAAACUUUAAAGAGUAAAGUAUUUCGCGCAUUUUCUUCGUUUUUUGUGCUGUUCCUCGUUUGUUGGAGAAUGCGAUUCACAUUUGUGCAGCAUAACAGAUUGAUUCGACUAAGAACUCGCAGUGUGAAUUAGUGUCUGAAAUUUGUUACCUUAAAACACAGAAUCGAAGUAUACUGGCGGAAUUGUUCUUAAGAAGUUUCUCAUGGAAAUGUUCAACGAACUUCUUUAUGAAUACCAUUCUUAAAUGACAGUCCUAAAAGAUUUACUGCAAAAAUGUUAAGAAUUUCUUGUUUUAAUCUGAAACUGUUCUAACAGUAUCCCCGGGAAUUACUCCAGAUGAUUCUUCUAGAAUUCCUUCAAAGAUUCUUUCCAAAAAAAACAAAUAAAGUCUUAACAUUAUUGAUUCGGAUAUUCUUCGUUUGCACAACUUGUAGGUAUUUGAAAAAAGUUUCACUUAGGAGAUUGUUCCGAAAAAAAUAGCAUAAUAUUGUUUUAGAAUUUUUCCUUAUAUUUUCCCAGCAUCAGAAAUUAUUACAGGAUUAUGCAAUUAUAUUGGCAGAAUUUCUUUAUUUUAACUUCUUCCAUUCGCAUAAGUUAUUUCAAGAAAACUCCUCUAGAAACUCUUGAUUGUUUUGCAGAAAAGGAUAGAACAAUUUUGCAUAGAUUUCCGUGUGAAAAUUCGAAAAAAAUUCGGUGAACCCUUUUUGAAAUACAUCGGAUAACAUCCAAAAAAUAAUUUCAGACAUGAUUUAAGGUAACAAUAUCUGAAAACAGCACACUCUGAAUUAUUCAUUACCAGACAGUUUAACUUGAUAUAACCUUUAAAGUAGUAAAUUAUUCUACUCACUCUGGUGAUGUUCCUCAAAUAGCAAACAGCAAUAAAAUACGAACCGAAGUUUCAUCAUUUCAUUCACCAACAUGUGUUUCACGUCAUCUCAUGGGCCCAUGGCAAUGUUUUACCGAAAAAAGUAGUAUGCGAAAGUUGUCAGCUUCUUCUCGAUCGUUUUCCAACAGCAACUAUAGCUUUAGUGGUAUAUCAGCUUCGGCAACAGCAAACCAACUUACAGCACCCAACAUGACUAAAUUAUUCCGACAAAAUGAAGAGUUUGCAUUCGUAGAAGUCCCCUACCCCCUUUGUUGUCUGUUCUCGAAAAUAGAAUUGAGUGAAAUUUUCCUUCUAAUAAGCGUUUUACGUCAAAAUUCAAUAAUGGACGGAAAGAAAUAUUACAAGAAGCUCGAAGCUUUUAACCUAUUCUUGUAUAGGACGUUUAGAAUUCAGUAUGAACACACCCACACUUGAACAUGCAUUAUUGAAAGCCACACCAACACAGUUACACACAUUACAGACACUUACAUAUACUAACAUGUAAUAAUUAAAAUGAAAAGAAAAAAAAAAUAGUCGAAAAAAAAUGUAUAAUAUUUCUUGAACAGUUGCACGAUGCAGAUCGGAUUAAUAAAAAAAAGCCCAAUAAUCGUGAAAUAUGUUAGCUAAAAUUAAUAAAUGAAGAAUUAAAUCAAUCCAAAAAAUAUUAAAUAUUAAAUUGACGUACACAAGCAAAAAUAAAAGAAAGCGACAAAACAAUUAGACAAUUUGCUACACAAAAUUGAGUGUGUGUACUCUAAACUACCACAACAAUAUACCGCAACUAUAACGGCAAAACCAGAAACAUAAUAAUGAAAAAAAAAAA
Aedes aegypti (yellow fever mosquito) is the source of this 3367-nucleotide messenger RNA. RefSeq names its product zinc finger CCCH domain-containing protein 11A. Bases 313 to 768 code for a protein of 151 amino acids. The transcript has a single exon. Lineage: Eukaryota; Metazoa; Arthropoda; Insecta; Diptera; Culicidae. The record is from RefSeq and is a predicted model, not a curated record. Gene Ontology annotation, molecular function: metal ion binding.